AUUCCAUUUUCUACCCUAUUCACAGUAUAACGCCUGCAGAAGCAUAGAGCAGAGAAGAUUGCGAAAAUGGCUGCUGGCGUUUCAUUCGGUGACUGCUACCUUCUUCCUCGUUCUUCUUCCUCAAUUCCCACAAAUCGUCAUCCACCCAUCUCUUUCCUAUUUAAACCUAAAAGAUUCCCAACAACAAAAAUAGAUGGUACGUCACUAUCGUCAUCCUCCUCCCAGCUAGGAUUUGGUUUUUCAAUUGAGAGGAAGACCGGCAAAGAUCGUAAUGCGCAGAUGUUGGCUGUUCGACAGUUAACUGGUUCAAUUACGGCUGCUGAGGGGCUCCGCUUUGCUAUUGUGGUGGCACGUUUCAAUGAAAUCAUCACGAAGCUACUAUUGGAGGGAGCUUUGGACACUUUCAAGAAAUACUCAGUUAAAGAAGAAGAUAUUGAUGUUGUGUGGGUUCCUGGUAGUUUUGAAAUUGGCGUGGUUGCUGAGAAGCUGGGAAAGUCUAGGAAAUAUCAAGCAGUUCUGUGUAUUGGAGCUGUGAUUCGAGGUGACACUUCCCACUACGAUGCUGUGGCUAAUUCAGCUGCAUCAGGAGUACUCUCUGCAGGUCUAAAUUCAGGAGUUCCUUGCAUAUUUGGGGUUUUGACAUGUGAUGACAUGGAUCAGGCUUUAAAUCGAGCUGGUGGAAAGGCAGGAAAUAAAGGUGCUGAAGCAGCUUUGACAGCUAUUGAGAUGGCAUCCUUGUUCGAGCAUCAUCUGAAGUUUUAACGUGGUUUCAGCUCCUUUCUCCACCUGCACUCUGUCUUGUUGAAGAGCGGACUGUGCUGUAAUUUUCAAGAGAACCUAAAAUAUCCUCGUAUUGAGAGUGAAAAUUGGUCGAAUAAAGUCUUUAGGUAAUGACGUGAAAGUUGUACUAUACUUUUUUGUAAUGUCAAGUCACUUUGUUGGAAUUUAUUUCAUGACGAGCAAUAUUUUUGGUCUUCGUUUUU
Olea europaea var. sylvestris is the source of this 983-nucleotide messenger RNA. RefSeq names its product 6,7-dimethyl-8-ribityllumazine synthase, chloroplastic. Bases 67 to 762 code for a protein of 231 amino acids. Gene Ontology annotation, cellular component: intracellular anatomical structure; riboflavin synthase complex. The transcript has 8 exons. Gene Ontology annotation, molecular function: 6,7-dimethyl-8-ribityllumazine synthase activity. Gene Ontology annotation, biological process: riboflavin biosynthetic process. The record is from RefSeq and is a predicted model, not a curated record. NCBI's taxonomy places the organism in Eukaryota, Viridiplantae, Streptophyta, Magnoliopsida, Lamiales, Oleaceae.